AUGGUGAAGAGACACUUCUGCUUGUUAUAUUAUUCAAAGCCAUGUGAACAGAGUACGGACGAAUUCAAAAUGCGUGAAAGAAAUGCGAAAAGCACCCAUUACCGAGCAAACAACACGAAAUGCAUGUGGGAGAAAAAUCACCGGAUGGAAAGCGCCCGCUUAAGAAGGAUUGCGGAGAAGAAGAGUAACGAGGUGAGGUGUAUUCGUGGCGUGUGGGAGGAACAGACCAGAAAAAGUCACAUUGAGGCAGAAACACUUCGACGUUUUAACCAAAUUAAAGACCAACAAGCUGCAGCAAUAGCACUCAAAAAGGAACAGCUGCGAGAAAAAUUGUUGGAGGAGGAUACGUUUGUUACAGCGCAACAAAAGUCUCCAGAGCAGGAGAGAGAGGAAAGAUGUGAAGAAAUGAAAGCAAAGGCUCGACACUUGGAACUAGAGCAAAAACUGUCCGAAAUGAAGCUCGCGCAGGAGAAAUAUGAACAGCGUUUUAGGAACCAAUGUGACUUGUUACGAGCUGAGUUGUCUAAACAAAGGGCAGCCGAAAAUGGUCGGGACCUACAGAUGCUAAUCAUUAUGAAGGAGAAACAGAAGAUGAUUGAGAAACAGAUAGACGAAUAUUAUGACAAAAUGUUGGCGGAGCAACAGCAAAGUCAACAGUCAGGCCAUGUGGCUGAUGACAUUCGCAAAGCAGAGUUGGCAAGACAUACAGCUGAAGCAUUGAAGCAGCAAAUAGCUGAAAACGCCGAAGCUAAACAGAAGGCAACGCUGGAGAAACUUGAGGAACGUGAACAAAUGAUACGGUUGAAUCAAACACUAGUACGAGAGGAAGAAGAAGCACGGCAGAAAAGGAUUCGGAAGUCGGAAGAAAUCAGAAGCGAUUUGGACACGUGUUUGCAAGAGAAGCGUGACAGAGAGGCUCUGCUUAAGGCCGGGUUGCAAAGAUUGGAUCUACAGCUGGCCGAACAGACACUUGUGCUCGAACGAGUGCAAAAAGCGAGUGAACGUGAGGAACAACGACGUGUCAGUAAAGAAACCAAGCAGUACCAAAACUUCGUCCGACAGUUUAAAACUGCGGAAAAUAUGUACCAGCGUGACUUGGAGAAGGCCACCGACGAAAUUAUCAAAAAAGAAUAUCAUCGUGAGACGGAGCGCAUGCGUCGGGAGCAGGCGGCACGAAAAGCGCUUGCCAUGGAAACGAAAAAGGUGCUAAAUGAGCAAAUGGAAUUGAAAGAUAGACGAAGACAGCUUGCUCGAGAAGAAAAUGUGAAGGAGGCCGCCGAAAUGCAGGAGGUGGUAGCAACAGUAAAAGAGGACACGCGAAAACAGCUAGAAGAGCAGCGAACGCGCCGCGCGGAGUACCGGAGACAACUGGAAGCGCAGAUAAUGCACAUACAGAAUCGCCGUGUGCAAGAAAUCGAGGAGAAGAGACGCGAGCAGGAAGCUGGGGUUAAAACAGAAGCCGCCAUACGGGCGCAAAUGGACGCAGUGAUCGCUGCUGAAACGCAAGCUGUUCGAAGACUUCCGUGGCAGGGGUUGGUGGUCGUUGCCCAAUCGUGAAUUGAAUCAUGCAUUGACACAAACAAUAGUUCCAUGCUGCAAUGUGUAUGAAUAGAAGAACCGUACCUCAAUGAAACCAGCGUGUUAACGGGAAUUUUUAUGUCCACAUUACUAUGCGUACAUUUUGAUAUCCUACCUGUGAAAUGCUUUGAGGAGAAAUGCCGAAUAUGGCUAAUCAUGAAACACAUUCGUGUUCCCAUCAAACGUCCAAGCUUUUAUAAUAAUAAUAAUAACAAUAA
This is a messenger RNA of Dicrocoelium dendriticum, 1796 nucleotides long. The record is from the annotation of a GenBank genome assembly. NCBI's taxonomy places the organism in Eukaryota, Metazoa, Platyhelminthes, Trematoda, Plagiorchiida, Dicrocoeliidae.